Perkinsus marinus ATCC 50983 is the source of this 648-nucleotide messenger RNA. RefSeq lists its product as hypothetical. The transcript is spliced from 6 exons. Gene Ontology annotation, cellular component: nucleus; cytosol. Lineage: Eukaryota; Perkinsozoa; Perkinsida; Perkinsidae. Gene Ontology annotation, biological process: protein deglycation, glyoxal removal; guanine deglycation, glyoxal removal. Gene Ontology annotation, molecular function: protein deglycase activity. Bases 1 to 648 code for a protein of 215 amino acids. The record is from RefSeq and is a predicted model, not a curated record.
AUGCCUUCUGCGUUGGUUGCGGUUGCUAACGGCUCAGAAGAGAUCGAGUUCAACGCUACAGUCGAUGUGCUGGCCCGAGGUGGCUGUGAUGUCACAGUAGCUUGUCCUGGACACGACUGCAACGUGAAGCUGAGUAGGGGCGUAUGUGUCAUGGCGGACAUGACUCUCGAGCAGGCCUCUGGCAUGCAGUUCGAUAUGAUCGCUUGCCCCGGUGGUAUGCCUGGUGCUAAGCACCUUGGAAGCGAUGCUUUCCUUUCUAAGAUGCUCAAGAAUCAACACAAGAAGGGGAAGUGGGUAGCUGCCAUAUGUGCCUCUCCGGCUGUUGUCCUCGCGCCUAACGGUAUCUUAGACGACGUUGAGCAGUGCACAUGCUACGACGCGCCCGUGUUCCGCGAUGUCAUCGUGAAGAAGCUCAGUCCCGAGCGCGUAGUUGUCUCGAACAAGGUGAGCAGUCCGCCCAAUUGGCCUCACUUGAGCUGUAUAUCUUUUGUUCAGGUCAUCACUAGCAUCGGACCAGGUUCCGCCAUCGAGUUCGGUCUAGAGUGCGUGGCUCAGCUCCAGGGUCGUGACAAGGCGGUAUCUGUUGCUAAGGCUUUGCUCGUGACUCCGGAUGUUGUUCAGCGUCUACAGGCUGCUGGGAAGAACUAG